This is a messenger RNA of Anolis carolinensis (green anole), 12919 nucleotides long. It is a transcript of the gene myct1, whose product is annotated as MYC target 1. The coding region runs from base 139 to 720 and encodes 193 amino acids. Lineage: Eukaryota; Metazoa; Chordata; Lepidosauria; Squamata; Anolidae. Gene Ontology annotation, cellular component: nucleoplasm. The record is from RefSeq and is a predicted model, not a curated record. The transcript has 2 exons.
CACUGAUUUCCUUUCAUGAGAACAGAAUAAUAUGAGAGAAUAUGCAGGAGCAUUUUUCUCCAAGUCAAAUUUUUAACGUUAGACCUGGUGCUGUACUGUGGAGACAACAUCUUUAUCACCUUGACAAUUUUGAAUACCAUGGAUACCAACGGUACUAGUUCUCAUGACCAAUGGCCACCUAACUUCUGGAAUCAAAUCAUAAUAGCAUUUUCAGUUUCUAUGGUCAUUGGACUCAUAAUUGGGGCCAUAAUCUGGGCCUUGUUGACUUGCCUAUCCAGCCGCAGAGCAAGUGCACACAUUUCCCAGUGGAGCACAUCAUCUUCUAACAGACAUUUCAGAGCAUCCCAUGGAAACGCUGCUACCAGGCCAGGAUUUUACCGUAAUAGCAGCUGUGAACGCCGGAGCAACCUCAGUUUAGCCAGCCUUACCUUUCAAAGACAAGCUUCCUUAGAACAAUCCAAUUCCUUCCCUAGGAAAUCAAGUUUCCGGGCCUCCACAUUUCACCCCUUCCUGCAGUGCUCUCCACUUCCUGUCGAAACAGAAAGCCAACUGAUUACUUUGGUGCCUACCAGUACUACCACAACGCUCACUGGGAGCAGCACCAACACCCUCUCUCAUCCUGACUUCCAUUGGUCCAAUAACAGCCUCCGUGUUUGCCACUCGACACAGACUCCACCUCCUGCCUAUGAUUCUAUCAUAAAGGCUUUCCCAGACUCUUGAUUUGCAUUCUUGAACAUGGAAAGAAUCUAAGUUUUAUGACUUUCUAUGGGAAGAUACAACUGAAGAUGGGUUUCACAAAAAGGAUUUCCCUGCUUUUAAGACCUUCUUUGUAUUGUUUGUAAUGAACUGAAGUACUACACUGUAUUUAUAGUUUUCUUUGCUUUGCAACUGUCCCUUUAGUUUAGAUAGUGUCAACUUAAGGGUUGGAUGGGAUGUCCUUAUGGUCCCUUCCAACUCUAUUAUUCUUUCACAAAAAAACUGACACAUUACUGAAGACAGUAACCUAAGAAUAGAUGCCCUGGUAGAUAACUGUAGCCACAGGUUUUUUUUAGGUUGUUCUUGUCCUUUUUGAAUAGGAUUUCACUUUUCAUGGUGUUGAACUCUGGAAUUUUGAUUUCUAAAAUAUCUUCUGUCUCCAUUGCUUAUUCAAAAAAUACAACUUGGUGAUACCAUGGCAACCUGUAUCUACAGGAAUUUUUAAACAGGUUUCAUAGUUUAAAAUGGUUCAAUAUUUUUAUUAUCGGUACUGUUCCAUUAUCUGGGUGGAGGCCACUAAGGGCUGCUAAAGAGAGAAGGAUGCUUCAUUUGGGGUGUGUGUGUGUGUGGGGGUGGGGGGGAGUUGAAGUAGGAAAACAAUUUCCCUUUUUUGGCGAAUUAUUCCUCCUCACCCCUUCCCAUAUCAUAAAGGAGAGUUGUUUUCAUGAUGGGGACAUGGAUGGGGGGAAUAACAGGAAAACAGAGGAAAAUGGUUUUUCUCCUUCAACCCACUACCCACCUCCAUAAAAUGGGCUAUCUACCACCCUCUAGUGGACUCCACUCGGAUAAUGGAACGGUACCGUAUUAUCUUUUACAGAAGUCACAUCUUGAUUUCUGUUUUUAGGCAGGAUAUGGAAAGUGUGAACCAUUGGCCACAAGGCAUCCUUGGGCAAUCCUGUGGAUGAUGUGACCCUGCAAGGGUCCCUAGGAAGCCAAUGCUGCAGUUGCUUACCCCGGUUUAAAGGAUAUAUUCCCUUCAAACUACAGCUUUAUUAAGGUUGCAGUCAUUUACACCUUUACCUGGGUUUUCAUGUGUGUGUGCCUCAAAAUUAUCUGUUCACUGAUGAAUUUCAAAGGAUAUUCUCAGGCCAGGAAUAUUCAGAGGUCAUUUAUCAUUUCCUUUCUCUGAAAUAUAGCCUAUUCUUUGCAAAGGAGAUCACUUUUUCAAAUACUAACCAGGGCUUAUUCAGCUUAGUACUUGUAUGCAUUACUUAACUACAGAACAGAAGAAGUGGACUCAUUCUUAAACUGUAAAUUGUUUUGUGUAUUCCAGAGAUGAAGGAAUAUCUGGGAUGAAUUUUCAUUACAGUAGAAUCUCACUUAUCCAACAUAAACGGGCUGGCAGAAUGUUGGAUAAGCAAAUAUGUUGGAUAAUAAGGAGGGAUUAAGGAAAAGCCUAUUACACAUAAACUUAGAUUAUGAUUUUACAAAUUAAGCACCAAAACAUCAUGUUAACAACAAAUUUGACAGAAAAAGUAGUUCAAUACGCAGUAAUGCUAUGUAGUAAUUACUGUAUUUACGAAUUUAGCACCAAAAUAUCACGAUGUAUUGAAAACAUUGACUACAAAAAUGCAUUGGAUAAUCCAGAACGUUGGAUAAGUGAGACUCUACUGUAUUUCCAUCUACAAAGUCAUGUACAAAGACAAUAGAUGCAUGUAAGCUUCAUGGGAGCUACAAGUGAAGUGAGAGAAUUUACCUUUCCCCACAACCAAUAUUUUAUUUAAAAUCAUUGUUAAAAAUAAUGAAUGAGAUUUUAGAGUAGAGGGUACCAAGGAAAGGUCCAGAUCUUAUUGAUACAUCUAGACUUUUGCAGGUAUGGAGCAAUAGGGAUUGUCUCCUGGGAUCUCCAUUCGGGAGCCAAACCAGCAGUCCCCACUACCAUCCCUCCUCCCCAGUCUCAGAACAGAGGGAUGGUAGUGGGGAGGGAUGACAAUGGCAACAAAGGAACAGAGGGAUGACAAUGGCAACCCCCCCCCCCCCGCCAAUUUAAUUUUUAAUAACAAAAAAAGUCUCCAUAGGAGCUGUGAGGCUUAGAUUACCUUCCUUGGGCUGGAAAAUGAAACUAAAGAACUUUGGAGGAGGAGUUCCCCCUCCCUUCUCCAAAGUUAUUUAUUUUCUUUUUAAAAGCUAAAUGGGGCAGGGAGGGGAGGGGGAUAAUUUCCAUGCCCACUCCUGACUAUUACAAAUCAGUAGGGGCAGAUAAUCUAGUAACAUUGCAGCCAAAAAAGGCAGGGGUUGGGGAUGCCAUCUGGCCUCUACAGCAAGUGAAACUGGCAUUUAAAAUACCGGCUUCACUUGCAUUUUAGGCCUGUGUAGAAGGGACCUUAGACAGUGUUUUGACCUUCUUUUUCAUUGAUAAUAGAAGGAAUUUUGAAUUGAGGGUGUAUUUAAAAAUUGCCAAGGAUCAUGUUGCAAAUGGUUUGGAAGAGAGUUUACAUAUAUUAUUCCAUGCAUAACAUUAAUUUCUAUGAGUAAUGUUACACUAUUUUUGUUUCAUGAAAUCCACAUUGGAUACAUUUAUAUAUAUAUAGUGUCAAUGUUCAAAUUAUGGUGUCUGAAAUUUUCAAUUUAUCAUAUCUGAAAUUUUUUGGCCUAUAACCAUCUGUGAGAUUGGUUAAUACAGUAUAUUGCUUUAUAAACCAUUUCUGAACUUCGUAUUUUAUCAGCAUUGUGGAAAACCUGAAGUGUAAAUAAAAUCAUUAAUGAUGAUAUCAUUGUUAUUCUUGAAACAUCCAUCACUGCUGUUCAAAACAUACAAUCAAAUAUGAAACAUUAUUUCUAACACAAAUAAGAAAAAUGUUUCUUUGACGGGGUAUUCCAUUUUUCCAACUGUGAAGGAAACACACACUUUCCCAAGGUCUAGUUUAAAUCUAGCCUUUUAUGAUACCUGAGAAUUGUAACCCAACCAAAGAACAUUUCCUAAGCUUGGCUUUGAACAGCAACCAAGCUACAGUAGCUAGUUACAUAUCUAGUGAACACCUUUUCAAACAUUUCAUGUCGGUGACACACUUUUUAGACAUGCAUCCUUUUGUGGCACGGUAAUUCAAUUUCACUUCCAAACCAAAGUUAAACACAAGAGUUUUUUGUUUUGUUUUUUUACAAUAUAUAUACAUUCAGUUCCCAAGUUAUAAACAAGAUAGGGUCUGUAAGCUUGUCCUUAAGAUUAGUAUAUAAGUCGAAACAGCUACUUUUUAAAAGUGUAACUCCAGCAAAAUAUAUAUACAUGACACACACACACUUUGAGUAGGGAAGGAUUAACGGCCCUAUGUUGUUUGUUUUGCUAUCUGUGACUCUGUUCACUUUCUGUUCUUGUGAUAAUUGGAUUUUGAAAAUUUUGGCUUCAGUGGAGACUCCUUUUUUCCAUGAGAACUAUUUCAGGAGUGAAUUUCCCUUUGUGGGGGUAGAUUUCUCUCACUUCUUGUUGUCUCACUCCAGUUUGUAACUAUUAGUCAUUUGUAAGUUGGAUGUUUGUAACUCAGGAACUGCCUGUAUAAUAUAUAAUAUAUUUAAGUUUCAGAGUCUCCGGGCCCUUCCAGACAGGCCUUUAAACCGAGACCUGUCUCAGUUUUACUGGAGACAUCCAAAUGGUAUUUAUAUACUUAUAUAUUCCUAUAUAAUGGGGAUCACAAAAAAAAAUCUCAAGUGGAAGGGGGUCAUGAAUUGAAAUAGUUUAUGAAGCUAUGAAGGUUGAAGCUGAAUUAUGCUCUCCUGUUGUAUCUCUUGGAAUGCUGACCUUUCUUUAUUAGAUGCUUUCAACCCUGUUGUUCAUGAACCUAGAACAAUUAUAGUUGGUACUUGGUGAAAUCAAAUAUUUAAAAUUAAUCAGAAAUUUACCACAUGUUUUUGACUCAUCUCACCAUCUGUUUUUAAGCAUAAAAUGAAAACUGUAUUUACUGGAAAUGUCUUCUCGGACCUACAGUGACUCAUUCCAGAUCCCUGACUGCUACGUACUUUUAUGAGAUUAGAGGGCACUGAUGAUCCAGCUAAAUGUAGAGUAAUGAAUGAAAGCAGAACAAGGAUUUUGUGGCAUAGCAUUACCAAAGGGAUUUCAGAUUACUGGUGCAUGCCAGAUAAAACAAGAUCCCAUCCAUAAUAUCUGGUUGGUGUGAUGGAAUUUAAUCAAUUGAGAAGUGGGCACUAAUACAUCACUAAAGCUUUCAUCAUCCACACAAAUAUUUGUUAUGCUUUAAAGAGCUUGCUUAUAUCUACAAUACUGUUCCACUUCUUUCACACCAUCAGGAAACUAUUAACAAGUAAAUGCAAACAUUGUAGUGUAGUACUGCAGAUCCAGUGGCACAGCGGGUUAAACUGCUGAGCUGCUGAAUUUGCUGACCGAAAGGUUGGCGGUUCGAAUUCGGGGAGCUGGGUGAGCUCCUGCUGUUAGCCUCAGCUUCUGCCAAUCUAGCAGUAUGAAAACAUGCAAACGUGAGUAGAUCAAUAGGUACUGCUCUGGCAGGAAGGUAACGGUCCUCCACAUGACCUUGGAGGUAUCUACGGAUAACACCAGCUCUUCGGCUUAGAAAUUGAGAUGAGCACCAACCCCCAGAGUUGGACACAACUAGACAUAAUGUCAAGGGAAAACCUUUACCUUAACCUACUGGUAACUUAUCGGCAAUUAAUGCUGCGUGUGUGUGUGCGCGUGUGUGUGAGAGCAUACAUACAGAUCUCAAUAAAAACUAAAAUGUAAAGUUUGCAUUUGUUCUGAUAUAUUAUAGUGAGAAGUGGAUUGAAAUAGUGCCUUACAAACUGCAUGUAUGCCAUGUCUAGUCCAGUCUAUAAAACAAAUGGGAUAGACAUCAUUCAAAUUCCAUUUUUUUCUUAUCAUAAAUUCCUCACAUCUCAUUUUUAAAAUCUAUUUGCAAAUGUUAUAUAUAACUCACAUGCAUUUUUCAUGUAGGUAUUUCCUAAUAUAAUGUUGUAUAAUAUUCCUAAUGCAUGAUCUUUCAUAUAAGAUAUUCCUGAUAUAUGGUUUUUGCAAAGUGCUGUGAGAUAUUAGCAUCUGAAUUGGUUUCUGAAUUGUUGCAGGAAAAGGGACAUUAAUAGAUUAUUUCCAGUAUGGGGAAAACCUCAUAAAUUUCAACAACCCCACAAUGCAACAAUGCCUAGAAAGCAGUGAUGCCAUGCAAUAGGGGUCAGACAAAUUCAGCAGUAAUCUAUCACUAUAGCAGCAUAACAGUAUGAUGUAAUAAUGUUUAAAAAAAUCAAUAGAUAAUGGGCACAGUCAGGUCCAGUUCUUGACUAAGUGUUCAUGAAGUUACGGUUCGCCCAUUAUAUUUAUAAUUUUUCCUAUCUUGCCUCACAGCUCAGCAGUUUUAUAUUUUUAUUCAUACUUGUUAAUAGCACUGUAAGCCAUCUCAGUCCUGUUUCUGGGGAAAUAAUGCUUACAAAUACAAAAAGAAUGAAUGAAGGAAGGAAAGAUCCCAAGCUGUUUAUCUUUCGUUAUUGUUUAAUGCAUGGUCCCUAAACUAAGGCUGUGGGCCCUUCAAGAUCAUCUGUCCAGCCCCCACCCUAAAUUCAGACUUAUGGUCGCCCUAAGUCUUAAAACGUCUUGAAGGCACAUAACAACAACCAUUUUAUUUAACUUGACUUUAUCUCAUCAGUCAAAAGCAGGCCCACUUCCCAUUGAAAUAGUGGUAAGUUUAUAUUGGUUAAAAUUAUUCUUCAUUUUAACUAUUGUAUUGUACUUUCAUUUCUUUGCACUGCAAAUAGGACAUGUGUACUGUGCAUAGGAAUUAAUUCCUUUUCCCCCCCCAAAUUAUAGCCCAGCCCCACAACAGUCUGAGGGAGCGUGAACCAAUCCUCUGCUUAAAAAGUUGAACAACUCCUGGUUUAAUGGAACGAAACUUCCCCCCACUGCGCAGCUGGGGGAGGGAAGUGGAUUUGCCCCCUCCCAACGAAGGAGAGACUUCUAGAUGGGGGCGGGGCUUAUAGGAAGCUGCCCGCCUCUUAGAUCACUCACUUUUGGAGCUUCGACGUGAGAGGAUCCAAAAGUGGGAGCUCUGGUUCUCUGGUGUGGAGGCCUGGGAGAUAGGCGUCGAGGGAGAAUUCUGUCUCAUCUGUUUGUAUUGCAGCAUUGAGGUCUGUAUGGGAAUAUGGAGAGGCUGAGGCAAGGGAGCCUGGGCUCACCCGGGCUGCCUCCGGGCUUCUCCCUCGACAAAGCAGAUUUUGUUUAGUUUAAAGUUGCCUUCUUCCCCCUUUUGCCUGAGGGUUUUGGAGCGGUGGUGGGUGUGCACGGGGUCUGCGCGCCUCUGCUCCGCUCCUCCCUUGCUUCAUUCAGGUGGCCUUGCAGCCCCCUUUUGCGGUGGGGAAAAGUAGCUAGCUUUGGCCUGGUUGGGGGAAAAGGCAUGAUAGUGUGAUUUGCAUGCUUUUUGAAGUGGAUUUAUUUUCUUUAUAGUGUAAUAGUAGUUUUGAUUAGUGGUAUUGAGCCUGUAUGUAUUUAGCUGGGUUAUGGUUCAUUUUUAUAUUGGACGGGACGCGUUUUUUAAGGUCGUUAUUUAAGGGCUAACACUUGGAAGAGGUGUUGCUAGGCAGAUUUGGGAGCGAUGUGGGGUGCGAUUUUGACCUGUUGCUGGGCAGAUUUGUAAGACGGUUAAGUUUGGCGGGCUUUUUGAAUUUCGCACUCUUUUUUCUGUCAGUUUUGCUGCGGUUUUUUCUGGGGCGGCCAUAUUGGAUGCCAUUUUGCUUAAGGGCAAGUCGGCCAUUUUACUUCAGGGCAUUUGCAAGUUAAAGGGGUAUGGCGGCCAUUUUUAUUGAGGGAAUGAGGUACUAGAUGGUUGGGCGGCCAUGUUAGUUGUGGGAAUGUCAAUAGGCUUAGAGGUGGCCAUUUUGGUCCGUCGGCCAUCUUUGUUGAGGGCAUGGUGGCCAAAUGGUCAAAUGGUUUCGGCAGCCAUCUUUAUUAAGGGAAUUAUGUCAGGAAUGAACGGGCGGCCAUCUUAGUAGUUGGCAUGGUAAAUAGGCUUGAAGGCGGCCAUUUUUAGUAUGGCAGCCAUCUUUGUUAAGGGAACGGUGGCCAUUUUAGGGAACAUCAUGGCAGCCAUUUUGUGGAAGUUUUUAAUGGGUUUUUUAAUGGCGGUGGCCAUUUUUAAUUUGGGCAUGCUCACAUCGUGUUUGCUUGAUGACCAUAACAAUUGAUGGUAAUGAUUGAUUAGUGUUAAAUAGCCGAAUGCAUUAGUGGAUAAUGGAUUAUGUGGCUCAGGUAUAAAUUCAUUGAUAGCAUAUACAGCUAGAUUAAUUAAUAUGCAAUUAAGGCAGUCUGAUUGAUUGAUGAAUUGAUAUAUGGGCAUUUAAUUUAAAAUAUUUAUAUAGUUUUCAUGGGGUAAUUUAUAAUGUUAUUUGAGAUAAUAAAUUGUUGAAUUGGUGUUUCAUAAAUUUUGUAGUAUUAAGUUAAUGAAUUGAUUAUUAUAUCAUCAUGUAUAUAUAUAUAUAUAUAUAUAUAUAUAUAUAUAUAUAUAUGCAUAUUGGUUUAUGCUAUUAUAUAUUUGAAAUCAAAUGGAUGCUUGGUUGGUUACCUGACUCAGGAUGUUUUUGGGCACCUCCGGUUCUUUGGCUUAGAAAUGGUGUGGAGUUUGGCUCAUCCUAAUCUCCUGCCACCCCCCCCCCCCCUAUUUUCGGAAAUAUUUUCUUCCUCAAUAUUGAUGCAUUCGCUGGUCUUACUGGUUGUCUUAUUUUACAGUAUGCCACCGAAGAAGAACAUCGGGGGGGCCAAAGGGCAAGGGCCCUGUGAAGAAAGUUCCUGCAAAACGCCCUCCUUCCUCAAGUGCUCCGGCAGUCGAGGAAGAAGACUCAGCCCAAUUGUUGAAAGCGCUGGUCGCUCGCAUCGAGUCGCUGGAAAGAGAGAAAGCAGCGUUUGCUGCUUCGGGAGCGCAGAUUGGUGGGGGCAGUAACACUGUGCUAAUAACGUCCGUAUUUUCCUGUAUUUCUGCCUUAGAAGGGGAGAAGCGAGCCCUGGUGCCUGUCAAUGAUGAGAGCCUGGUUGCAUCAACGCCGGUGGCCGCAGGAGCUGUUCCACCUUCUUCAGAGGCAGCUGUUGAGUCAGGAAGCGCUGCGACUAUUUUAGGUAAAGGGGACGCACACACUUUCCCCUGGGGAGCUGCGGAUUCUCAAGAUCUGAUCGCAACCCAAGCUCCUGAUGAGCCUUUUCCGUCAACAAGUGGCACCCAAUUAGCUAUUGUGGCUCCGGUGGUUGAAGCGCCAAGUUUGGUUGUAUCCUCUUUGGAUGCAACAGCUAUUAUUGAGAACUCAUUGUGUUUCUGGGGUACGGCUGAUUGGCCUUUGCCUGCCCCAGAUAGCCUUAGGCUACAGCUUUAGGCUCCCAUUUGGCCCAAAAGACAAUUGAUAAAAAUUUUAAAAAUGAAUAUAUUGAUAUUUUUACCCUGUAUUUCAGGGAACUUGAUAAAAAAGGAAAAGAUAAUUUAGAUGAUGAGAGAAAAGAAAUUAUGAAAAAAACGCAAAGUGGACCAGAAUGGGGGCAACUGGUUCUCUUGUUUGUUAAUCUACGGGGGGUUCUAGUGAAGGCUUACCCUUCCAGAGCCCAUUCGCUGUUUCAGCACAUGAACAUUAUUAAUUCGGCCUAUGUGAAUUUUAUAGGGAGUGCUUGGCUCUUGUAUGACAAGCGCUUUAGACUUCGUGCGGCUCACUCUCCAACUUUGCGUUGGGAUCUGGUUGAUUAUCAACUUUGGUUGGAAGUUUCAACUCCAGCACAUCCUAUUAUGGGCGAGAAGGCUGACAGUGGGCACACGAUUCAAAAUUACAGAGCUGGGCAUUUCUUUCACCAGCCUCAAUAUUCACAGCAUCAGGAACCUCAACAACGCUUGCUGUGCUGAGAAUAUUCUUCUCAGGUAGUGUGCUCUCAGAAGGGAUGCAAAUUACAGCAAGUUUGUGCCAUUGGCUCUGGGCAGCAUUCUGCCAAAAUUGCAGUAAAGGAAAACCCGGCAAGGGUGGGGGAAAGGGUAACCACGAUCCAAAGAGGGGUUUCGGCUCAGGUGGGUUUUCCAAAGGAGCCCAGCCCAAUUAAUCUAGUUCAGUUGGACUUGUGGUUAUCUCGUUAUCCCAAUUUAGGCGCAGCUAGUUAUCUGCGCACUGGGUUUUUUGAGGGUUUUAGGAUUCCUGCAAUGGGACAUAGAGCCCCUUUCCGAGCACUGAACCUGAAGUCUAUUAUUGGUAUGGAGGACAUUGUCCUGGAAAAAAUCAAUAAAGAAGUCACCGAGGGUAGGGUUCUUGGCCCAUUUACUUCACCCCCUACUUCAAGGUUAAGGGUUUCCCCUCUGGGGAUUGUUCCAAAGAAGGCACCUGGGGAGUUUCGACUCAUUCACCAUCUUUCCUAUCCCCGGGGAAGGUCAGUGAAUGACGCAAUCCCUGAUGAUUUUUUGUACGGUCCAUUAUACUUCUUUUGAUUCGGCAGUUAAGAAGGUCAGGGCGAGGGGGCCUGCAGCCGAGUUAGCAAAGUGUAACAUCAAGUCUGCUUUCCAACUUCUCCCUGUGCACCCGAUGGACUUUGAACUGUUGGGUUUUCAGUUCAAAGGGUUGUACUAUAUGGAUAGGGCUCUUCCCAUGGGCUGUUCAGUUUCUUGUGCUGCUUUUGAAUCUUUUAGCACCUUUUUGGAAUGGGCCCUUAAAUCAAAAUCGGGUCUAUCGGGGGUUGUGCAUUACUUGGAUGAUUUUUUAUUUUUGGGGAAGUCAGGAUCUGGAGAAUGCGAAUUUCUUUUGCAUUCUUUUCAGGAAUUGGCUGAUCAGUUAGGGGUUCCCUUAGCUCCUGAAAAAACAGAGGGCCGGUUACUAAAUUGACCUUUUUGGGGAUCGAGCUUGAUACAGUUCAGCAAGCUUCUAGACUACUCAGGGAGAAGGUAGUAAAUUUAAUAGACAGGAUUCAAGCAUUCGUUACCCGUAACAAGGCCACAUUACGUGAGUUCCAGGAAAUUAUUGGGCAUUUAAAUUUUGCAUACAGAGUAAUAGCUCCUGGGCGUGCCUUUUUGCGCAGACUCUGCAAUGCUAUUUCUAGAGUUAGACUUCCGCAUUAUCAUGUGCGGAUUACUCGCGGGAUUAAGGCUGAUUUGGACAUAUGGUUACAAUUUUUAGGUCAAUUCUAUGGAAUUUUGUUUUGGAGGCAGGACCUUUUGUUGAAAGACGCCCUUCAGAUAGCGUCUGAUGCUUCUGGAGCCAUCGGCUUUGGUGUAUUUUUUAAUGGGCAUUGGUGUGCUGAGCUUUGGCCCAGGGAGUGGCACACCAGGGGUAUAACAUCUGAUUUAACAUUUUUGGAGUUUUUUCCAAUUUUAGUAGCUGUCACGCUGUGGGCAGAUUAAAUGACAAAUUCCACCGUCCAUUUUUGGUGUGAUAACCAGGCCACGGUGCAGGUUAUCAAUUCGUUAACAUCUAAGUCAGUCAGACUGAUGGAGGCUCUGAGAAUUUUUACACUCCACUGUCUAAAGUACAAUAUAUUGUUUAGAGUUUUUCAUAUUGCAGGGACAGAUAAUUCUCUCGCUGAUGCUCUGUCCCGUAUGCAGAUGGAUCGCUUCAGGCAGCUGGCCCCCAGCGCAGAUUUGCACCCCCAGAGCAUGCCGGUCCAUCUUUGGAAAAUUGGGAACAGUUCAUAGUCAGGGGCAUGAGGUUAGCCCUGGCUGCGAAUUCCAGAGAAGUUGACCCCCGAAUUCUUUAAAGGUUUUUAAAACAAAUUUGGCUGCAGAUUGGGGAAUCCCAAUUCAAAUAUUUGUUGGUACAGGCGGCAGUUUUCACAACCCCUUUUUUAAAGCCCUUCGGGUUAUUGAUUUAGUAAGCAGCUUUGAAGGAGGAUUAAUUUUGUGAAGCAUCUUAAUUUUAGAGCUGUUCCUUCACUGAUAAUAGGCCAACUUUGGCCUUGGCGUUCAAGGGGUAAGAAUUUUGGGGAUUACGAUCCAAAAAUUUUGUACGUAUUUCUUUAAAAGCGGAGCCGCUUACACUCUGUUGCAAUGAAUUUUUCAGUGGGUAAAGUUAAGCCUUGAUAGAAGACUGGAGCCUAUCGGGCAUACGUAAGUUAUGUGCUAUGUUAGUUACACUGAUUUGUCUUUGCAGAACCUGUUCUGUUGGCAAAUAGACGUCGCGUCCUGAUUUGUGGGCACAGCUACGUACACUGAGCUGAGCGACAGGCGCACAGGGGUCCCUACGGCCAACUUCGCAGCCUCGCUUCCAUGGCAUUCGUGGAGAGGAGGGGAGGAAGAGGCCUUUUUGUGCUGUUAAUGAUUUGGGUCUGCCAAUGGGCAGGGGCCUGUUUUAUACAAGUUUAUGAAUUAUUUGUACAGGUUCGAUUGGCAUGCACAAGGUAAAGGAAUGUUUUUCCCUCUUACACGCUUGUUAUGGCUAUGUUUUUACAGAUUCGAUUGGCAGGCACAAGCUAAAGGAGUGUGUUCCCUCUAACACGCUUGUCAUGGCCUUAUUUGUACAGGUUCGAUUGGCAUGCACAAGGUAAAGGAGUGUGUUCCCUCUAGCACGCUUGUCAUGGCCAUGUUUGUACAAUUUUUGAAUGACAUGCACAAGCUUUGAGAGGUUUGGCCUCGAACUGGCUUAGCAUGGUCAGCAAUCAUUCCUAGGCCAAUCAGGCCCUUCGAAAAGUUUUAAAGAAUGGCAUAGGUUAUUGUAUCCCUCAUGACACCAUUAAGUUCAAUGAUGUGAAUUUGUAUCGGGCUGAUGGGAUCCAUCUGUCCGAACUGGGCAACCAAAUUUUCUUAGCUGACCUGCAAUAAGGAAUUAGGGAAAUUCUUUCGAAUUUGGUGGGGGUCAGGAGCUAAAUAGACAUUUGCUCCUGAACUGUGGCGGAAUGCUUAGGGGAAUCUCUUAUUUUGGUGUGCACCACAAGGCACCUCUGUUUUGGUGUUGGCCAGAGGCGUGAAUCCUCGCUUAGGGUUUGUACAGCCCCGGCGAGGGUGAACGAUUAUGGCCUUGGAAUGGGAGACUUUGACCUCAUUUGUUUCGGAGGCAAAACUCUCCAACACAUUCCCCUUUAGGUCAUCCAGGUUUAGAUAGACUGGGGACCUGGUGUUUCGCCCUAAAUUCAGUCUUAAUGGAUGGUCGGGUAUGACCACUAAUAUCGGCUUAUGCCUUACCAAAUUCUUAGAUGGCUAAGGAUUUUUGGCCCUAGUUCCAAAUUAAAGUUAAAUAGGUAACUAUCAAUAAAGUUGCCCAGUUUUAAACCCAA